This is a messenger RNA of Monascus purpureus, 4814 nucleotides long. The record is from the annotation of a GenBank genome assembly. Lineage: Eukaryota; Fungi; Ascomycota; Eurotiomycetes; Eurotiales; Aspergillaceae.
UUGGAUGCCAUGCACGGAUUCCCGCUCUGACAAUAAUGUCUGGGCUGUCGAUCGAGAUAUAAUAAUAACCCAUCCCAUCUGGACGCCGAAAGAUAUACUCUAUUAGUAGGACAGCCGAAGACCGAGGAGAACGGCCCGAUGCAGAUAGUCCCUGUUGCAUGGCAUUCCGCAUAAUAUAUGAGCCUUCCCCUGGCCCUUGUUUCUCCCGAUAACUUUUUCUCUCUCCAACCUAAAUACCCAAUUUUUGACUAUGGGAAUCGAUCGAUCCUAUGCCCCGAACUGACACUCUGUCAUUACUGACACCUGCAUUGCAGUGUUUCCCACCGUCGAAGUGCCCAUUAUUUCGCGUCUCUGAAUCUGAGGAACCGAUACAGUCGUCUUGAACAGUAUAGGUAAUGCCGGAUUCGCCAGAUGAAAAGGCGGCACGGCCUCUAACGCCGAAGACCGUCUGGUCGGCACAGGAGCGAGACCAAUUGACCAGGAUCGCUACCGAUCACUCCUUACGGUACCGGAAAUCUCGCGAUGUCGAUACUGAGUCCAAUGCGUCCAAUCUGGACCCUACCAGCAGUAGCUUUGACCUUGACCAGUGGAUGCGCUACCAGGUCCGGAAGUUCCAUGAAGGUGGAUAUACCCCAAGCAAGACCGGUGUUAUCUUCAAAGAUCUGUCCGUGCAUGGCUCGGGAUCGGCCGUCCAGAUCCAACAGACUGUCGACUCGGUCAUGACGGCUCCUUUCCGCCUGAAAAGUCUCGUAUCUAGCAGCAAGACACACAAGACCAUCUUGCACAACUUCACCGGGUGUGUAAAGCGCGGUGAAAUGCUGCUGGUGUUGGGACGUCCCGGUGCAGGGUGCUCGACAUUUCUCAAGUCGAUCUCUGCCGACACGCGCGGGUUGACGGUCGACAAAUCAUCUGAGAUCCAUUACGAUGGGAUUCCACAGAAGACCAUGGCACGAGAAUUCAAGGGUGAAAUUUUGUACAACCAGGAGGUUGAGAAGCAUUUCCCCCAUUUGACCGUCGGGGAGACACUCGGCUUUGCAGCUGCCGCUCGAGCACCACGAAGCCGUGUCGAUGGGCAGACGCGCCAGGAGUACAUUGACCACGUUCGUAAUGUUGUAAUGGCCGUGUUUGGACUUUCACAUACCGUCAAUACAAAGGUCGGUUCGGACUUCGUGCGGGGCGUUAGUGGAGGAGAGCGGAAAAGAGUCUCAAUCGCAGAAAUGGCCCUGGCCGGUUCUCCUCUUUGCUGUUGGGACAAUGCAACGCGUGGAUUGGAUUCAGCGUCCUCGCUUGACUUCGCGAAAGCCUUGCAGAUGAGUUCUCGGAUAUUUGAAUCGACCCAUCUUGUUGCUCUCUAUCAAGCUUCUCAGAGCAUCUACGAUCUUUUCGAUAAAGUGAUAGUGCUAUAUGAAGGUCGCGAAAUAUUCUUCGGUUCGACUUUGCGGGCAAAAGCAUAUUUUGAAGAGAUGGGGUGGCAUUGUCCGUCUAGGCAGACCACAGGGGACUUCCUGACAAGUCUGACAAACCCUAGUGAACGACAGGCGAAACCAGGUUUCGAAAAGAUGGUACCACGUACGGCUGAGGAAUUUGAGAAGUACUGGAGGAACAGCCCUGAUUUCGAGCAGCUCAUGAGCGAUAUCAGCCAAGUGGAAAAAACGCUGGCGACCAGCAGCAAGACUGAGGAGGUAUUCUUUCGAGGUCAUCGCGAACGCCAGGCCAAACAUACCCGUCCACACAGUGCAUAUGUGAUCAGUGUCCCCAUGCAGGUGAGGAUCUGUACUGUGAGAGCCUAUCAGCGGAUUUGGAACGACAGAUCUUCCUCUGUGACAUUGAUCGGAGGCCAAAUUGUCAUGUCAUUGAUCAUCGCUUCGCUUUUCUAUGGUUCGCCCUUUGGGACACAGUCAUUCUUUGCCAAGAGCUCAGUGUUGUUCUUCGCUAUCCUGCUCAACUCUCUCAUUACUGUGACGGAAAUCAACACCCUUUACUUUAAACGGCCCAUUAUUGAGAAGCACGCUUCGUACAGGUUUUACCAUCCUUUCUCCGAAGCUCUUGCUGGUGUCGUGAGCGAUAUACCCAUAAAACUCAUCUCCGGUGUCAUUUUCAAUACCACACUCUACUUCCUUGGAGGGCUGCGGUAUGAGCCAGGGCCGUUUUUCGUGUUCUUCCUUUUCACAUUCAUGGCUGUCCUCUGCAUGAGCCAAAUAUUCAGAGCAAUCGCGGCGGCUUCAAGGACAAUCUCCCAAGCUCUUGCUGUGGCAGGAGUCGUCCUUCUUGCUGUGGUCAUUUACACUGGAUUCGUGAUUCCUAGACCAAAUAUGCAUCCUUGGUUUGGAUGGAUUUUCUGGAUCAAUCCUCUGGCAUACGCUUAUGAGAGUUUGAUCGUGAACGAAUUCCAUGGCCGAGAAUUUCCCUGUUCAAAUGUGAUCCCGAGGUAUCCUGUAUUCAAAAAUGGAUCCUACCCCAUGUUCAUUUGCGGCGAGAAAGGCGCUAUAGCAGGGGAGCUGUUUGUAAAUGGAGACAGAUAUUUAAAUGACAGCUUCCACUACCAGUUCGAACACAUGUGGCGAAAUUUCGGUAUCCUCUGCGGCUUUCUUGUAUUCUUCCUCGGCCUUUACCUGUUGAUGUCCGAAAUAAACUCAUCCAGUGGAUCAAGCGCGGAGGCUUUGGUUUACCGUUUUGGUCACGUACCCAAAUCUGUUCUGAACGCGAUCCGAGAGGGUCGCACGGGGAAAUUGACCAAGACUGAAACAGCGCAGGGACCAGAUCCUUCGCAAGAACAAGAGGCCGUCUUGCCUGCACAGCACAGCAUCUUCUCCUGGCGAAAUGUCUGCUUUGACAUCGAAAUCAAGGGUGAACCUAGACGAUUGCUGGAUGAGGUCAGCGGAUGGGUUCGGCCUGGAACCCUGACAGCUCUGAUGGGCGUUUCUGGGGCUGGUAAGACGACUCUCUUAAAUGUUCUCGCACAGCGAGCAGAUUUCGGUGUGGUUACUGGCGAGAUGCUAGUAAACGGCUCGCCCUUAGAUCCUAGCUUCCAACGAAAGACUGGCUAUGUGCAACAGCAAGAUCUCCAUCUACAUACAUCCACGGUUCGGGAGGCCUUGCGUUUCUCUGCGUUACUUCGACAGCCCAAGUCUGUCCCUGUCAAGGAGAAGUACGAAUUUGUUGAAAAAGUCAUUGGUAUGCUUAAUAUGGAGGAUUUUGCCGAGGCUGUGGUUGGCAUCCCCGGUGAAGGUCUGAACGUUGAACAGCGCAAGCUGUUGACAAUUGGCGUUGAACUGGCCGCAAAGCCUGCUCUUCUUUUGUUCCUUGACGAACCAACUUCUGGCCUUGAUAGUCAGUCAUCGUGGACGAUUGUCUCUUUCCUGCGCAGAUUAGCGGACAACGGCCAGGCGGUACUGGCGACGAUUCAUCAGCCCUCAGCAAUGCUUUUUCAGCAAUUCGACCGUUUGCUAUUCCUCGCUAAGGGUGGGAAAACCGUAUAUUUUGGAGAAAUCGGCGAGAAUUCUCGUACGCUCCUCGACUACUUUGAGAGGCAGGGGGCCCGGAAAUGUGAAUCCAACGAGAAUCCGGCUGAAUAUAUGCUUGAGCUCGCAGGUGCCGGAGCAUCUGGACAGUCAACCAUGGACUGGCAUGAGCUGUGGAAGAAAAGCCGAGAGGCAAAAGAGAUAGACGAGGAGCUGGAACAUCUCGUUGAAGCAGGGAGACAAAAUAGUUUAACCUCGAAUGAGGCAACAGCCCCUGAGAGACCCUCUGAAUUUGCAAUGCCUUUCUGGCGACAACUUCUCGCUGUGACGAUCCGAGUUUUUCAACAGUAUUGGCGCACUCCCACCUAUAUUUAUGGGAAGUUUAUCCUGGGAGUGGCAUCUGCACUCUUCGUUGGAUUCUCAUUUUAUAUCCCUGGGACUUCAAUGCAAGGGCUGCAAUCCAUUAUUUUUGCCAUAUUCAUGAUCAGCGCCGUUUUCUCUGUGUUGUUUCAACAGAUCAUGCCACAAUUUAUCUUCCAACGCGAGCUCUAUGAAGUGCGCGAGCGUCCGUCUAAGACAUACCAUUGGGCUGCAUUCAUGAUUGCCAACAUCCUCGUGGAAAUCCCCUACCAGAUGCUCUUGGGAAUCAUGGUGUUCGGUGCCUUCACUUAUCCUGUGUUUGGCAUCAUCUCGUCGGAAAAUCAAGGUGUGAUCCUAUUGAUUUUCAUGCAGUUCUUCGUCUGGGGUUCCACAUUCGCCCACGCCGUAGUGGCCGCACUGCCGGACGCGGAAACAGCCAGCCAGAUCGCCACACUCAUCUUCUACUUGACCCUCGUGUUCAACGGUGUAUUGGUCCCGCGUGAUUCCCUUCCUGGUUUCUGGAACUUUAUGUACCGCGUAUCGCCCAUGACGUAUAUCAUCAACGCCAUCGCUGCCGCCGGUGCCGGUGGUCGACCAGUCCACUGCGCCAAGAACGAGUUGAACAUCUUCCAACCCUACCCCAAUUUGACCUGCGCUCAAUACAUGGAGCCUUAUUUCAAGGGAGCUGGUCCUCUUGGCGGACAACUGUUAAACCCUGACGAUCACCACAACUGCUCGUAUUGCCAGCUUCGCGAGACGGACCAAUUCCUGGGCAUGCGUAGUAUCAAGUCUGACGAGCGCUGGCGCAAUUUCGGGUUGGUAUUUGUUUAUAUCGGCUUUGAUAUUUUCUUCGCCGUCCUAGUUUAUUAUCUUUUCAGAGUUAAGAGAUGGAGGAAGCAUUGAGACUGAUGGAGUCGUGUUUGGGUUAAUAGAUCAUACUUAAAUCAUUAAAUCACCUGAUAAAAACAAACAAUAUAAACAAGCCAAUCCUGC